AUGAAGGUGGAAAGGGUUAAUCCUAGCCUUAUUAAUGAAUCAUCAAGGCCUCUGAGAAGAGAGGUACAGAAACUAUGCACUACGCACCAACAAACAAUCUUUCUCAAGCAGGGGAAUAUUCCUGGCCAGACCAUUUUAUAUUUACCUUUGAUUGCCAUGCUGGGAAUUCCAACAAGACCUAUGAUGGUGCUAGAUGCAAACAAGGUUCCAGAGUCGAAUUUGAGCAUGGAACAUCACCCAGAUGUUCAGCAUGGAUGUUUGGCAAAAGCUGGACCUAAGCAUGGUGGCCUGUCCAUGCAGAUAUUCCACAAAAACCCUCAAGUUGACAUCUGCACAACGACUACCGAUGAACAAACUGCUCAAAGUCAAGUCAGCGCCAGUCGUAGCCCAGCAACGAUGGCAGACUUCAGGCGCGCGAUCCGCCAGUUCCGUGUGGCUGGCUGCAGAGGUGGUCAGGCAGCCCGCGACCCACUGUGUCUUCGUGCGCGUCUGGGAUUCUCAUUCGGGUAUGCGUCGUUGAGACGAUACCGUGCCCUGCUACGAUGGGUCGUGGUGAUCGAAGAACGCACUGAAGCUGGGUGUGCUGUUUGUCUGAAUGUCGCUGAGGAGACCGGUCUGGCAACUGACAAGGAAGCCCAAAUCCUGCACAUCCAGCCUGUGGAUAUGAUAAAGCUAUAA
This is a messenger RNA of Aspergillus niger, 678 nucleotides long. RefSeq lists its product as hypothetical. The record is from RefSeq and is a predicted model, not a curated record. NCBI's taxonomy places the organism in Eukaryota, Fungi, Ascomycota, Eurotiomycetes, Eurotiales, Aspergillaceae. The transcript is spliced from 7 exons. Bases 1 to 678 code for a protein of 225 amino acids.